This is a messenger RNA of Phytophthora nicotianae INRA-310, 2776 nucleotides long. RefSeq lists its product as hypothetical. The record is from RefSeq and is a predicted model, not a curated record. The coding region runs from base 35 to 2611 and encodes 858 amino acids. Lineage: Eukaryota; Oomycota; Peronosporomycetes; Peronosporales; Peronosporaceae. Gene Ontology annotation, cellular component: plasma membrane. Gene Ontology annotation, molecular function: calcium-activated cation channel activity. The transcript has a single exon.
ACUGCCACAUUUCGUUCUUCACGUUGGGACGGCCAUGAGCACGACGCAGCAAGAUGCCGCUGCGGCGAACGCCAACCCGAGCGGCACUAUCAAGACCAGUGUGUCGAUUUACUUUCCAAUACUGGGAGCGGGACUGAUACUCUUCGAGUGUCUUCGUAGACGCUUCCGUCGCGCCUACGACACUCGUCGCCAAGAGGAAGAUAUUUUCAACGUAUCCACCUUGAAUACUCGACGCGAUGGGCUUUUCCGUUGGGUUCCUGCGGAUUUCCGAGUGCCAGACGAUGACAUUUUGGAAAGAUGUGGAUUGGACACUUUGACGUUCCUUCGAUUCCUGAGACUUGGUCAGAAGCUGGCACUAUUGGCUGUAGGGUGCUCGGCCGUGCUGUUCCCGGUAUACGCAACAGUAGCGAAGCAACCGAGCAAUGGAGAAUCUAUUGACCCAAUGACGCGGAUCUCCAUGAGUAAUCUACCUGAACACAGUGACAGACUGUGGGCUCCUACAGUCGUCGCGUUCGUGAUGGCGAUAUACGCAAUGAGACUGUUGGUCAAAGAAUACAAAUUGUACGUGCAAUAUCGUCAUGAAGUGUUAGGAAGAAUGGAGGCACCGCAGUAUUCGGUGCUGGUCAAUGACUUGCCACUGCAUCUACGAACACGCCAAACACUGAAGAAAUAUAUGUCCACGAUUUUCCCAUCGUCGAUCCGAAAUGUCUAUGUGGCACUGGAAUGUGCCACAUUGGAAGCGCUGGUAAAUCGACGCGAAAAGGUCCGUGGAAAUCUUGAACACGCAUUGGCGAAGUGUGAACGAUCACGCAAGAGACCGCGACAUCGAGAAGGGAGAUCAUGGGUUCGGAUGAUGAUGUGUAAGACCGGAAGUCGAGGUUACGAGGUCGAUAGUAUUGAUCACUAUCAGGACCAAUUGGCGAUGCUAAAUGAAGAAGUAGCGAGAGAGAUUCGAAGUAUCGACGACGCUCAAGCACAACUUGCUAUUCAAGUGGAAGAACAGGAACGUGAAAUGGGGAGCUUCGACGAUGAUGACGAGAUGCAAUUGUCUGAAGGCAGCUGGAAAAGAGCGGCAAAGAAAUCAAAAGUAGACGGUGACCCGAAGAGGGCCCCAUUGAUAGAUCGUAGAGGGCGAGCAGAACAACUGCGAAACAGUUUUGGAGGUGCUGAAGAUGAUGAUACUAAUGAGAAAAAAGCGCGCCGACGCGAACGAGAAAUGAGUCAGGAGGAGCGUGAGCAGAUUCGCAAAGACCGCCCCAUUCGGGUGAUGAGGCGAGCUGCAUUUGUUUCAUUCUCAUCACUCAUGUCAGCGCAAGUUGCGCAACAGACACUACAGUCUGAAGAUCCUGAGUGCAUGACUGUCGCGCCGGCACCGCAUGUGGACGACAUUAAUUGGGACAACAUUGGACUCCGCUACCGCACUCGAGCUCUCGGAAUGCUUGUGUCGUCCUUGAUUUCGGCCACUAUUGUGCUGUUUUGGACGAUCCCGACUGCAUUUGUGGCCUCACUGGCCACUGUUGAGUCACUUCGACGCGCACUUCCGUUCUUGAACAGAGCUUUUGACGAGUAUCCGAUUCUUCAAGACAUUUUCAAGCAGAUCGCACCAUUGGCUCUUGUGGCGUUGAGUGCAUUGGCGCCAAUUGUGUUCAAAUUCCUAUCGGGUAGAGAGGGCCACCCGUCGAACACUGAAGUUCGUGCUGCAUUAUUCUCGAAAUUGGCGUAUUUCCAGUUGGUCCAGAUCUUUUUCGUGACAGUGGUUGUCGGAACCAUCUUGGAUAGUCUCAAGGAGAUUUUGGAUCAGCCGAAGAAGCUAGUGUCCAUGCUAGGUCUCAGCAUGCCUCAACAGUCGACAUUCUUCAUCUCAUACGUGAUCGUGCAAACGGGUUUGGGCCUAGUUUUGGAGUUGCUACGUGUAGUUCCGCUGAUUGUGUCCGCGCUUUAUGCCCUUUUGGCUCCGAAACACACGCGACGUGAGCGCAAUUCGCCAUGGUUGGGCCUGCGUGAUAUCGCCAAGACCGAUCCGUUUGAUCCAACGAACCCUCUUGCCGAUUGUUUUCUGGUUUUAUUGGUCACGCUGACGUUCGCACCGAUCGCGCCUUUGGUUUGUUACUUUACAUGGUUCUUUUUCUUCAUGGCCGAGAUCGUCUAUCGCCGACAGGUACUUUGCGUGUACAAGCCAAUGUGCUUUGCGCUGGGGGCCUACUGGCCACGCAUGUUUAAGUUUUGCAUUAUCGCUCUCGUCGUUGCACAGCUCACGCUCAUCGGAAUUUUGUCACUCAAGAAAGCUACCACUCCCCCGAUUAUUAUCAUUGUGCUCAUCGUUAUCGUGCUGUUGUUCAACUACCACGUCCUCACGCUCUAUCCACCGGUGGCCAAAUAUCUGCCGUUGACCGACUGCGUGCAUCUGGACACUGCGCGAGGCCUCCGUGAUCCAACAGCACCCAAGUUUUUCUUCCUGGAUAAUGUUUAUCGGCAGCCUGCGCUGAAUCAACGAGUCCCUAUUCGUGCAGACUAUCGGAUGCUGGUGAAUGACUACAACGACGAAACAGCUUUGACGUCGCCCGAGAUCCAUUCUGCUGAAGACCAGCAUUUAUUUACGAGCGUUGUCUGAAGAAUGGCGAGGCGAAGGGACGACUACGGUAGUUUUGAUUGCAGAAGAACGGAUCAAGCGAAGCAACAUUAAUUUUGAAUGCACAAGUUACUUUAUGACUAAAUGUUGGCGCACAUUUUAGCCGCUUUUCUGCGUGCAUACUCGCCCACCCAGUCUUGGUCUUCA